ACACACACACACAUGUUUAACGGCCCUCGCUGUGAUCUGCACGCCAAUAUAAUCGCUCACGGCUGCAGCGCUGGGGCGGCGAUAAUGACCUUCAGCGACAUGAAGAUAGAAAAGAACAAGAAGAUCAACAUGGCGCUCUCUCAGUCUCAGGUCUCUCCUCAGAUGAUGACCAUGAGCUUUCUGCCCGGAGAGGAGAAGACGGUGGAGGUGGAGGUGUUCGCUCCGACGAAAGGUCCUCUGGAUCUCUACAUCCUCAUGGACUUCUCCAACUCCAUGGCGGACGAUUUGGACAGCUUGAAGAAAAUGGGCGAAAAGCUGGCUCAGUCGGUUCAUACUCUGUCGGAUAACUUCACCAUUGGGUUUGGGAAGUUUGUGGACAAAGUGAUCGAGCCGCAGACGGACAUGAGGCCUGAGAAACUCGCAAAGCCAUGGCCGAACAGCGACCCUCCGUUCUCUUUCCAAAACGUCAUCAAGCUAACGCAUAACGUAACGUUCUUCAACAAUGAGCUCCAGGAUGAGAGGAUUUCUGGAAACCUGGACGCUCCCGAAGGAGGUUUUGAUGCCAUACUGCAGGCAGCAGUUUGUAAGGACCAGAUCGGCUGGCGCGACCACAGCACUCACCUGCUGGUGUUCUCCACCGAGUCGGCCUUCCACUACGAGACCGACGGCAUGAACGUCCUGUCGGGGAUCUUGAAGCGAAACGACGAGCAAUGCCACCUCAACGCUGAACACAAAUACACACAGGACAUUCACCAGGAUUAUCCGUCCAUUCCCACGUUGAUCCGUGUGUUGGGAGAUCACAACAUCAUCCCCGUCUUCGCCGUCACAGAACACUCCUACACCUACUACGAGAAACUCAAAGAGUAUUUCCCCAUCGCUGAGGUCGGUCGGCUCACAGAGGACUCGUCCAAUAUGCUGCAAAUCAUGGAAACCGCCUUCAAGAACAUCCGGUCUAAGAUGAGCAUCCGUGCAGCGAACAAACCGAAGGCUUUCGAGACGGAGUUCCUGGACGAAGAGAAUGUCGUAAAAAAAUUCGGAGCCUUUAAUUUCAAACCUGGAAAAAUAGGAAAUUUCAAGUUACGAGUCAAAGCCCACCGAAUGCUCGAUGACAAUCCGGUCUGUGAGUCUAAUGAGGCCGACAAAGAGGGGGAAAUGAGAGUCAAACCAACAACCUUCAAUGCCGGCGUAAACAUUAAAGCCUCCAUUCUGUGUCCGACCUGCGACUGUGAGAAGACUAUCCUCCCUAAAGCAGACAUUUGUCAUAAAAAUGGAAACCUGGUGUGUGGGAAGUGUCACUGCUCUAUCGGCUGGUUGGGUACGUUCUGUAACUGCUCGGCCAGCACUUCAGCCGAAGACAGCAGCCAGUGCAUCGCUCCGGGGAUGAAGGAGCCCUGCUCUGAUCGGGGGGAUUGUUUGGCCUGUGGCAUCUGUGUUUGCUACAACCCCGACCAGUUUGAGGGGCCGUUCUGCCAGUAUGACAAAACCCAGUGUCAGCGCCACCAAGGAUUCCUGUGCAACGACCAUGGCUCCUGUGUUAUGGGUGGCUGUGCCUGCGCUAAAGGAUGGAAGGGGAAAGCCUGCGAAUGUCCCAAAAGCACCGACACCUGUCAGGACUCAAAGGGAGGUGUGUGUAACGGGCGAGGUGAAUGUGUGUGUGGCCUCUGCGUGUGUCCCGAAUCUGGAAUCGAAUUGACUGCAACCUGUGAGCCAAAUUUCCAGGCCCUGGCGGGUGCGUGCGAGGGUACGAGGAGUUGCAUUCAGUGUCAGGCGUGGAAAACGGGAGAAAAGAAAGACAAAGAGAAGUGUGACACGUGCCCCUUUAAGAUCACGCUGGUGGACGAACUCAAAGACGCGGGGAAGGUGCUGGAACAUUGCAGUUUCCGCGACGAAGAUGAUGAUUGUACGUAUCAAUACACCCUGGAAAACUCAGAAGACCCAAAAGUGAAAGGCCUGGAGGUCCAGGUGCUCGAGAAGAGAGAUUGCCCCGCUGCGAGCCUCCUCUGGCUGCUCCCUCUGCUCCUCUUCCUCCUGCUGCUCCUCGCCCUCCUGCUGCUCUGCUGCUGGAAAUACUGCGCCUGCUGCAAAGCCUGCUGCGCGAGCUGCCUCGCGCUGCUGCCCUGCUGCAGGAAAGGUCGCAUGGUGGGCUUUAAGGAAGACGAGUAUUUGCUGCGUCAGUCUCUGCUCACCUCGGAUCACCUCGACACCCCGAUGGUGAGGACCGGCCCGCCAAAAGGAACCGACGUCGUCCGCUGGAAAAUCACCGACAACGUGCACCGACCUCCAAACCACCCGCAGGCUCUGAUAAAACCAAACCCCAAAGAGAUCAUCCAGCACCCGAUCUCCCUCCGGUUAAACAGACUGUUCUCAGAGAACCUUUCACGCACCGAUUCCAGAGACGCCGAACAGCUCCGCAAAGAAGUGUCCGAUAACCUCAACGAGGUUUACAAGCAGGUUCCCGGAGCCCAGAAGGUCCAGAAAACCUCGUUCAGGAUGCAGAGAAAUGCUGGAAAAAGGCAGGAGUACGCCAUCAUGGACACCGUCCUCACCGCUCCUCGCAGCACUUUCCCCGAUAUCGUCAAACUCACAGAGAAAAACGUGCAGUCUGGAAACGUGAACGACCUCAAAGUCGUGCCGGGAUAUUACACCGUGGCCACAGACAGAGAGGCUGUGGGAGCCGUGGAGUUUCAGGAAGGCGUGGAGUCUAUAGACGUCCACGUGCCGCUCUUCGUCAAAGAUGAAGACGAUGAUAAGAAGCAGCUGCUGGUGGAGGCCGUGGACGUCCCGCUGGGCAUCGCUGGGAUCGGGAAGCGCCUGGUCAACAUCACCAUCAUCAAAGAGCACGCCUCCAGCAUCUUCUCCUUCCUGCAGCCGGCGUACACGUACAGCCGGUCGGACGGAGUCGCCAACAUCCCGAUCAGCCGAGAGAUCAUCGAGAACGGACGAACGCAAGUGACCUACCGAACACGAGACCAAACGGCUAAAGACAAGAAGGACUACAUCCACGUGGAAGGAGACCUGAGCUACGGUCCUGAUGAGACCCAGAAAUUAGUUCCCGUCCGCCUGCUGGAGCUCAGCGAGAAAGACGGCCUUCUAGACGAAAAGCAGGUCCGGCAGUUUGUGAUGGACCUCAGUAACCCAAGACAGGGAGCCAAGCUGGGACGCUACCCGAGAACCACCGUCACCAUCACAGACCUGCCAGAGCCCAGUGUGAUGAUGUUCAAAAAGGGAACCCAGAACUUCACCACCUCCGACCUGAACUACUCCGUCCCCGUGGUCCGCACUCGAAACCCAAACAGCCCGGCGACGGUGAAGUGGAGAACCAAGAAGUCUCAGCGCCUCGACCUCUCCGGCGUCCUGAAGUUCAACCCCGGAGAGACGGAGAAGAACAUCGUGAUCGACCCGAAGUCCAAACCCGGCCCUGUGACGCCCGAAAUUAUCCAAUUGGAGCUGUUCGACCCGAGCAACAACGCCUCCGUCGGAGAGAAGAAGACCACGCUGAUCAACGUCAUCGAUGCAGCAGGUCCCAGAUCUACAGAGUUUGACCAGAUGCAGAUGAGCAACAUAAAGACAACAGCCACUUCCCCCGGCGGCCAUAUUCUCUCCCCCGAAAACCUCAAGGCCAAAGCAACCGGACCCCGAAACAUCCGCCUCAACUGGGACCCUCCGCCUGGGAACCCCCAGGGGUACAAGGUAAAGUACUGGAUCUAUGGCGACCCGGAGGAAGACGCCAAGGUGAUGGAUGUGAAGACGCCUCAGGCUGAGCUGACCAACCUGUACCCGUACUGCGACUACGAGACGAGGGUCUGCGCGUACAACGCCAUGGGAGACGGAUAUGAUACAGACAUGGUGCCCUGUCAAACACUGGAGGACGUUCCCGGUGAACCAGGACGUCUGGCCUUCAACGUGAUCAGCCCGACGGUCACUCAGGUCAGCUGGGGUGAACCUGCCGAAACCAACGGGAACAUCACGGCGUACGAAGUCAUCUACACCCCCAUCGGCGAGGACACGAAGCCAGAGGGCGCCGCUAAGAAGAUAAAGAUCGACAACCCGAAGAAGCGCAUGCUGCUGAUCGAGAACCUGCAGCGCGCCCAGACCUACCAGUACAAAGUCCGGGCCAUGAACAGCAUGGGCUGGGGUCCAUUCAGAGACGCCACCAUCAACCUGGCAUCGCAGCCCGCAAGACCUCUGUCCAUUCCCAUCAUCCCAGAUAUCCCCAUCAUCGACGCUGAGGCUGGAGACGAGUACGACAGCUACCUGAUGUACAGCAGCGAGGUGAUGAAGUCUCCUGCAGGAUCCAAGACUCCCAGCGUCUCCGGAGAUGGCUGGAACCAUGUGAAGUUGGUCGGGUCCAACCUGGACCUGCGUAAGGUGUCGUGGAAAAAGCGAGUGGACGUCUUCCGGCUCAGCACCGACACCGAGGCCAGCUCCGACAGCGAGGCCCCCCGCCAAAACUACGCCAACACACCGCGUCCAGAUUACAACAUGAAUGGAAAAUGGGAUUCGAGCUUCCAGUUCCCGGGAGGUUCAGCGUCUCGAAAUCUGUCGACUUCUUCCUCUCCGAGAUCAACUCUGAGCACCAACUACAGAGGAGGGGGGGGCAGCUCCUUCACCACAGAAACAUCCACCACCUACAUGAGCAGCUCAGGAGGCACUCGUAGGACUGACAUGACUGUAGGAGGAGGAGGAGUCCACACUUCAGAAGUCAUCAUGAGGAAGCACUCGGAGCACCGGGCCUACACCGAGGAAAACAUCCGAGACUCCAUUGUGAUGGGAGACUUGUCCGGAAAGUUCCCAGAUCUAGGUGGUUUCGGCUACAAUGCGUCGCAGAGCAGCUCUCAGUUCAGCUACAGCCUCUCUCAGGGCUCCAGAGCUCGGACCGGGUCUUCAGACGUCAACGAAGCGCUUUAUAGUCUGGACAGGGUGCUGCAGGACGCUCGUGUCUCUCCAGGAGUCCCAGACACUCCCAGCCGACUCGUGUUUUCGGCUCUCGGCCCGACGGCCCUGAAAGUCAGCUGGCAGGAGCCUCACUGUGAGAAGGACAUCAUGGGAUACUGCGUUCUCUACCAGCUGCUCAGUGGAGGUGAGGUGAAUCGCAUCAGCGUUGGGAACCCGGCGGAGAACGCGGUGCUGAUCCAGGAUCUGCUUCCCAACCACUCCUACCUGUUUAAAGUGAAGGCUCAGAGUCAGGAGGGCUGGGGACCUGAGAGGGAGGGAGUCAUCACCAUCGAGUCCGCUGUGGACCCAAAGAGCCCACUGUGCCCCAUGCCAGGUUCUCCGUUCACCCUCAGUACUCCGAGUGCUCCGGGUCCGCUGGUCUUCACGGCUCUGAGUCCAGACUCUCUGCAUCUCAGCUGGGACAAACCAAGGAAACCCAACGGAGACAUCCUGGGAUACAUCGUGACCUGCGAGCAGCUGCACGGUGGAGGAGACAUCCGCUCCUUCCAGGUGAACGGAGAAAGCUCUGAGACGAGUCUCACUGUCCCGAACCUCACGGAAAACGUCCCGUACAAAUUCAAAGUCCAGGCUCGAACCACACAGGGCUUCGGACCCGAGAGGGAGGGCAUCAUCACCAUUGAGUCUCAGGACGGAGGCGAUAUGUCUCAGUACGACAGCCAGUCGAUGUCGAGGAGAGAAGUUUUCCAGUUGCCGACAGAUGUCAGUAGUCUGACCAACGUCUCGCACACCAUGAUCAACGACCCCUACUACUCAGGUGACGGCAUGAUGACGACCACGCAGCACAUGGAGUCGAGCGGCAUCGUGACCCGGCAGGUCACCAAGGAGGUCGUUCAGAGGAGCGUCAUGGGAGGAACCACCGUCACCAAGAACAUGUUUUAUGAAUCUUAAUAACCCAACAUUUCACAGCCAAAAUAAGUCAACAUGAUGAGGAAUCAUAUCUGAGAUUCUCUUUUACAAAGAGCGCUCAAACAUUAUCAGUGUAUAUCUUUAUACCUGUGUGUUUAAGCGAGGCUAAGGGACCAAAACAUGUUUUGUUUUUUUAAUAGUCGCCUGUUACAAACUGUUGCCACUUUUCCAUCAAUUUCCACAUUUUCUUUCACUGCUGCUUUUGAUUGUAUUUGUGGUUUCUCACACUGGGGCUUGGAUUAAUGCAGUAAUCAAACUGAAUUAAUCCAAAGUGACCUUGUCUCACCCUAUCUUUACGAGGCAUUCAAAAGUAUAGUCUGUUUAAGAUGCAUCUCUUUGCAGAUGGUUAAUCAUUAUUUACCAAAAUGGUCUUAUCCUGAAUAUUAAAGUGGUUUAUCUGGGACUUUUAUGCAUAGAUUUGUAUUAUAUUAAAAGUGCGUUUUUUUCAAAGCAUAUUUAAGACUUUACAAGAUUUGUACUUAAACUUUCAUAUGUAGCCUAAUUACUAGUGGGCUUUUUAUCCACACAAUAACAACAUACGUAGAAGUGAAGUAGCUGGGAUCAUGGGAGUUUCUAAUGAAUUGUCUCUUCUGAAAAAACAGUUUUAAAGCAAAUUCAGUAUUUCCUGGAGAGGCUUCGAGCUAAAUGCUAACGUUAGCUCAGCCUUGUCUGUUUCUCCGAUAACGUAUGAUCCGGAUGUUCAGAAGUUGUUUUUAUCAGGAGUCAAAUUAUCCUUACACGUCUCUUCCUCUCGCGUUAGUUAUUAAAACAGUUGAAAUACAGAAUAAAGCAGUUUGUUUUCGAUUCAGUAUUUCCAUGGUGGACAGGAAGGUGGAGAGGCUACGAGCUAAAUGCUAACGUUAGCUUAGCUCUGAAUACUUAAGAUCCCGACAUUCAGAAGUAUUUUUCAUCAGAAGCCAAAUUAUCCUUACAGGUUUCCUCCUUUCACCUUAGUUAUUAAACCUAUUGAAAUACACAAUAAAGAAGUUUGUUUUAUAUUCAGUCUUUCUUCGAGAAGCUAUGAACUAACUAGCUCAGCCUGUUUCUCUGAAAACGUAUGAUCCAGAUGUUCAGAAGUUUUUUUUAAUGAAUAGCCAAAUUAUCCUUACAGCUCUCCUCCUCUCGUCUUAGUUAUUAAAACAGUUGGGAAGGUGGAGAGGCUACGAGAUAAAAGGCUAAUGUUAGCUUAGCCUGUUUCAGCCUGUUUCUUCUCUGACUCCUUAAGAUCCAGACAUCAGAAGUUUUUAAUCAGUGGCCAAAUUAUCCUUACAGGUCUCCUUCUCUCACAAACAAGCAGCCCCAGUGAGUAAAACCAGUAAUAAUACAUAAUAUACUAGUUUUAAAAUCACUGUUUCCCAAUGCAGUUUGGCUGUAGCUAACGUUAGCUCAGAUUCUUUCUCUGAUCACUUCCUAUCCAAACGUCCAAUGUCUAAAAUCCUUCAUUUGGUUAAAAUAUAUAGUUAAAAAGCACCAAGAUAUUAAAAGUGUUUGGUAAGAAUGUGGCUUAAACUGGAUAGAAAGUCAACCUAUGACAGCUUUCUGCAGACUCAUGCUCAAAGGGGAGAGGAAACACCCAAAUAGCCUCAUUAAAAUUACACAUGUCUUUGAAAACAAACAAGUCCAGUGGUUUUUAAACAUUUUAUAAAUAAUACCUUUAAGCAGAUUGACAUUAAAUAAAAUGCCAAAUAAAGACUUAUAUAGGCCUAUGCUGAUUUCCUGCUGACACGCAUGAUUUUACAAUACAAACAAAUUAUCAAAAACCUUUUGAAUAUAACAUGUUUUUUGUUUUUUAAAGAUGUUUUAUACUUAAAAAACGUGGUAUAGACUGCUUUAAGUUGAUAUGCGUUCUUACUCUACAAGGCUUUUGUAUUUUUGCAUUUUAAAUAGAUAAGGAAUUUAAGAGACAUGGUAUGUAACGACGGAAAGAUUGUAUUUGCUUCAAUGCAACUCCUACUGUAUAUUGGCUUCACAUUGAUGGUUGAAAGGGAUUCUGUAAACAUAUUUGAGAGGAUAUUUCAUUAAGAAAAGUUAACACCAACUCUCAGUUUCAUUUAACAACAUGCAUGACUUACCUUUAAACAGUUGAGCACUUUUUUGCAUUUGUUUUGGUACUCUAUUGCAAAAAAAAUAAAGAUUUUUAA
Gymnodraco acuticeps is the source of this 8003-nucleotide messenger RNA. RefSeq names its product integrin, beta 4 (gene itgb4). Gene Ontology annotation, cellular component: membrane; integrin complex; cell surface. Gene Ontology annotation, molecular function: integrin binding. The record is from RefSeq and is a predicted model, not a curated record. Lineage: Eukaryota; Metazoa; Chordata; Actinopteri; Perciformes; Bathydraconidae. Gene Ontology annotation, biological process: integrin-mediated signaling pathway; cell communication; cell adhesion mediated by integrin.